Molecule: messenger RNA, 757 nt
Organism: Drosophila rhopaloa
Lineage: Eukaryota; Metazoa; Arthropoda; Insecta; Diptera; Drosophilidae
Product: transmembrane protein 256 homolog
Exons: 3
Coding region: 84-629 (181 amino acids)
Source: RefSeq, a predicted model, not a curated record
AUAAGAAACAUUUAUCCGGCAACGCCCGGGCUUUUUGUGUCAAAAUUGUUAGUUAGCCGCAUCUGAUUUUCCAGCAGUACACAAUGUCAGUCGCCGACACCCUCGAAUACGUGACCCUUGGCAAUCCUGUCAGCAAGAUGGUCGCCUCCUCCGCAUCCGCAUUGCUCCGGACCAUCGGAUUACGCCCGAAGAAAGUAGCAGUACAGGACACGAACAUGUCACUGCAUCCUUCCGCGCAGAGCUACGCGCAUUCACAUGGAUCAAUGUACGGCCUGGCCGGCAGCUACUACCACUUUGUGCGGCUGGCCGGGAUUGGCGGGGCGUCGGCCAUCUUUAUGGGCGCCUACUGCAAGUACAUCCUUAAGGAUGUCAGCGAUCCAAAGGAGCAGGUGGACUCACAGGCAUUCGCCGAUGUGGCCAAUCGCAUCCACUUUCUGCACUCUUUUGCCAUGAUGGCCAUGCCACUGGCCCACUACCCCGUGCUUACUGGGACUUUGAUGAUUACGGGCACGAUGUUAUUCAGCGGUUGCAUGUACUAUCGUGCUUUGACUGGGGAAAAGCGGCUGCAGCCGUACGCGACCGUCGGAGGAUUCUGUCUGAUGGCCGCGUGGCUGACGCUGGUCCUGUAGGAUGUGCGGGAAGGGAGACUACUUAUGUAUAUCUUAUAUAUCUAAAUAGCACAUACUGAACAGUUAUGUAGUCGAAGAGGCAACAAAAGCUAUGCCAAGUUUAACAUACAACAUCAGCUAAAAAUGAA